Messenger RNA from Trifolium pratense (red clover), 2232 nucleotides. RefSeq names its product protein NRT1/ PTR FAMILY 2.13-like. Gene Ontology annotation, biological process: transmembrane transport. The record is from RefSeq and is a predicted model, not a curated record. The transcript has 4 exons. NCBI's taxonomy places the organism in Eukaryota, Viridiplantae, Streptophyta, Magnoliopsida, Fabales, Fabaceae. Bases 307 to 2133 code for a protein of 608 amino acids. Gene Ontology annotation, cellular component: plasma membrane. Gene Ontology annotation, molecular function: transmembrane transporter activity.
GAAAUAGCACACGUUAAAAACUCUUAAUUUAAUUUGGAUUUAUUAGAGUACUAUUCAAAAAAAUUAAUAAAACACUGAUAUUAAUCUAACUAGCUAGCAUAUAGAACCACUAUGAUCAAACCUCAACCAUUCAAUCAUUGUAUGUGUUUAUUUUUAUUUUUUGGAAGACUUGUUGUGUUGUAGUAUAAAUAAGUGUCUUUGGGUCUUUAGCUCAAACCACCAAAAAGCCAAAUACUUUACAUAAGCCAUUUUACCUUGAGAAGAGAAUCCCCAAAAUUUGAAGAAAAUAUAGUCAUAUUGAAGAAAAUGAGUGUAGAGGAUAAGAAAACCAACCCUUCUAGUUUCUCUUCUUCAACAAUAGAAAAAGAACAAAACUUUGAAAAACAUGGCAACAAGAAGCCCGGAGGAUGGAAGGCCAUGCCUUUUAUUAUAGGAAAUGAAACUUUUGAGAGGUUAGCAGCAUUUGGAUUGUUUGCUAAUUUUAUGGUUUAUCUGACAAGAGAAUUUCAUUUGGACCAAGUUCAUGCUUCAAACAUUCUAAACAUAUGGAGUGGUCUUACAAAUUUUGCCCCUUUACUUGGUGCCUUUGUUUCUGAUACCUAUGCCGGUCGCUUCCGGACCAUAGCUUUUGCUUCAUUUUUUUCGCUAGCGGGCAUGAUAACAGUGACAUUAACAUCAAUGUUACCACAACUACACCCUCCACCAUGCACACCUCAACAAAAAGCAUUAAAUCAAUGUGUCACAGCAAGUUCAUCUAAUGUUGCAUUUCUAUUCAUGGGACUUAUUUUACUAAGCAUAGGUUCUUCAGGCAUAAGACCAUGUAGUAUACCAUUUGGUGUUGACCAAUUUGACCCUACAACAGAUGAAGGAAAAAAAGGAAUAAAUAGUUUUUUCAAUUGGUACUAUACUUCAUUCACUGUGGUAUUAUUAAUCACUCAAACAGUGAUUGUUUAUAUACAAGAUCAAAUCAGUUGGAAACUUGGUUUUGGAAUACCAACUUUGUGUAUGUUUUGUUCCAUAAUCUUGUUCUUUGUUGGAACAAAGAUUUAUGUUCAUGUGAAGCCAGAAGGAAGCAUUUUUUCUAGUAUUGUACAAGUUUUAGUGGCUGCUUUUAAAAAGAGAAAAGUUAAGCUUCCAAAUGAGAAAGAAGUUGAUGGGAACUUUUAUGAUCCUCCAUUAAUUGGGAGUGCUAUUUUGUCAAAGUUACCUUCAACUAAUCAAUUCAGGGCCUUGGACAAAGCCGCACUGAUAAUGGAGGGUGAUUUAAACUCGGAUGGAACCGUGGUAAAUAAUUGGAAACUCGUGAGCAUCCAACAAGUAGAAGAGGUUAAGUGCUUAGCAAGAACCGUUCCUAUUUGGGCUGCUGGUAUUCUCGGAUUCACUGCCAUGGCCCAACAAGGAACAUUUAUUGUAUCACAAGCCUUAAAAAUGGACCGACACCUUGGACCAAAAUUCCAAAUUCCAGCCGGUUCACUCGGAGUUGUAUCAUUUAUCGUCAUAGGCUUGUGGGUUCCAUUCUAUGACCGGAUUUGCGUGCCGACACUAAGGAAAAUCACAAAACAUGAAGGGGGCAUCACUCUCCUCCAAAGAAUUGGAAUUGGAAUGGUGUUUUCUAUUCUAUCAAUGAUUGUAGCUGGUUUGGUUGAAAAAGUUAGAAGAGAUGUUGCAAAUUCUAAUCCAAAUCCACUAGGAAUUGCUCCAAUGUCAGUAAUGUGGCUAUUCCCACAAUUGAUUUUGAUUGGUUUUUGUGAAGCAUUCAACAUAAUUGGACUAAUUGAGUUCUUCAAUAGACAAUUUCCGGAUCAUAUGAGAAGUGUUGCUAAUGCUUUCUUCUCUUGCUCUUUUGCUUUGGCUAAUUAUGUUAGUAGCAUAUUGGUCACAACAGUUCAUAAUGUCACUGGAACACAUAGCCAUCCAGAUUGGUUAACAAAUGAUAUCAAUGCUGGAAGGCUUGAUUACUUUUACUAUCUUUUGGCUGGAAUUGGAGUUCUCAACUUGGCUUAUUUUUUGUAUGUUUCUCAAAGAUAUCAUUAUAAGGGAAGUGUUGAUAUCCAAGAGAAACCUCAAGAUGUGGAGUUAGGAUCAAAAGUAGAAUUAGAUUACUAUACUAGGAAAAAUGAUGAAUCUAAAUAAAUUAUGUACAAAAUAGAAAAUAGUUAUCCCUGCCUUUAGUUCUAAGUUGAGAUAUGUAAUAUUACCUUAGUUCUUAAAUAAAAAGUAGGCUUAACUAUA